CUCAGACUGAGUUACUGUAACCUCUCAGAGAGAAGCUGUGAAGCUCUGUCCUCAGUUCUCAGCUCCCAGUCCUCCAGUCUCAGAGAACUGGACCUGAGUAACAACAACCUGCAGGAUUCAGGAGUGAAGCUUCUCUCUGCUGGACUGAAGAGUCCAAACUGCAACCUGGAAACUCUCAGCUUAUCAGGCUGUUUGGUCUCAGAGGAAGGCUGUGCUUCUCUGGCCUCAGCUCUGACCUCCAACCCCUCCCAUCUGAAAGAGUUGGACCUGAGCUACAAUCAUCCAGGAGACUCAGGAGUGAAGCUGCUGUCGGCUGGACUGAAGGAUCCACACUGGAGACUGGAAGCUCUCAGGGUGGAGCCUGCUGGAGGCCCAUUCUUGACUCCAGGUCUGACUGCUGAGGUCAGAAUCCAGCUGUAA
Messenger RNA from Poeciliopsis prolifica (blackstripe livebearer), 420 nucleotides. RefSeq names its product ribonuclease inhibitor-like. Gene Ontology annotation, molecular function: protein binding. The transcript is spliced from 4 exons. The record is from RefSeq and is a predicted model, not a curated record. NCBI's taxonomy places the organism in Eukaryota, Metazoa, Chordata, Actinopteri, Cyprinodontiformes, Poeciliidae. The annotation marks the transcript as partial.